CAGCACAUGAUUAUUUUAUGGCUUAUGAUAUAUCAUUUUUUAACAAGUAUCUGAAAUCUGGGUUAGAUUUAAAAGUGCACUUUUUUAAGUGACAUCCCCAACUCUAGUGUGAAAGAAAAACCAAAGUACCAAACUACUUGGAAGCCAAACUUAGGAUCUGACUUGAAGCAACUUGGAAGCAUUAUUGGAUUCUGCGGUGUCUUGUCCGUUGGGUUUCCUAACACGCUUCCUGGGGUGAGAAUGAUGAUUUGGCCCAGUUGUUGAGUCUGCUUCUGGCUGGUGAUUUAUAAGCGAGAAUUAUGGCUGGGGAGGUUGAAGAAUCAUUUAGCAUGAAUUUUCAGGCAGAUUCUAUACAUUCUGGCUCUAUCUCAUUUGGAAGGUUUGAGAAUGAACCUUUAUCAUGGGAAAGAAGGUCCUCUUUCUCUCACAAUAGGUACUUGGAGGAGGUUGAGAAAUGUUCAAAACCAGGUUCAGUUAUUGAGAAGAAAGCAUAUUUUGAAGCUCAUUUCAAGAAGAAGGGUUAUUUUGGUAUUAUUCCAUCUACAUGUCAUGACGGAUCAGAUAGAGAAACCAGUGAAAAUGAUAGCUCAGAGAGAAUUGGCAAGCCAGAGGAUUUUGAGUCAAAUGAUGGCCAUUAUGUUCAAUUUGAUGAAAUGUCCCAAGAGGAUUUUGAGCUAGAUGAAGGUGGCCUAUAUGUUGUUGAAAUGGAGCAAGGAUCUCAUGAAGAUUUUGAGCCAAAUGAAGACAGUCAUUAUGUUCAAUUUGGGGAAAUCCCUGUUGACUCAGAUUAUCAUGGAAAGUGUGGUGUGAAUAGAUAUGAAAUAGAAGAUACUGUCAUAGAAUGUCCAAUGGUUCCAUUUUCAAGUCUACAGAUGGUAUCUGCUAUGAACAACUCUAACAAUUUGGAGAAUGCCAAUAAGAUAAGUAUUACUUUCGAUGAAGCUCAUCAAUCUGAAAAUGAAACAAGUAACAUACUCUCAGAUAAUGACAAGGUGAUUACAGAAGUGAAAAAGGAUGAUGAUGAUGCUGCAAGUACUGAUGAAUCAUCAAUAAAUAUGAACAUGAAUGUGAAUGAAUCAGUGUGGGGUAUUGAGGAAACAAUUUUGCGUGAUCCUACAACUCCUUCUCCCAAGGAAACAAAGCGUGAGCCUCAACUGAAUUCUGAUGUCAACAAUGUUCGAGUUCAGAAAAGCACUUCUAGGUCAUCUGAGGAUCCACCAAGGAUUCCCAGUAGGGAGAGUCCAAGGAGAAUGAAUGUGGAAAAGAAUUUGUCAAAGCAUGCAAUUCCAACUACUUAUUCAGCUAGCAAAACCGCCAAAGUUUCUAAAAAUGAGGAAAAACUAAUUCGUGAAGGCAAAAGUGAAAAUGUAUCAAGAGUGAAAAAAGCUUCAGAAUCCCAACCUUCUGUUUUAAAAUCAGCUUCCAAAGGCAUUCAAGAAGCAGAGAGGCUGAACCAAACUUUCAAUUCUACGAAGUCCAAUGUUAAGCCUAGAGCUGCAGCUUUCAACUUUAAAUGUAGUGAACGUGCAGAAAGGAGGAAAGAGUUCUACAUGAAGUUAGAAGAAAAAUUGCAUGCAAAGGAAGCAGAGAUGAAUCAAAUGCAAGCAAUAUCACAGGAAAAGACACAAGCUGAUAUUAAAAAACUCCGGAAGAGCCUCAACUUUAAAGCAACACCAAUGCCUUCAUUUUAUCGCACAACUUUGCCUUCACAACCACAGGGGAAUAAGUCCGAAUCAAAUAACACCAGAAGUAAGAAAGUACAGAAUAAACCAAAAUGUCCAGCGACUGGAACAGAUGCAACAUUGCCUUUGAAAUUGAAGAUGGGGAAUGGUCAAGGUGCUGAUGAAGCUGUAACAGAAAAAGAACAACGUAGCAUCUGGAUUGAAGAGAGCGCCGAAACUAAUGCAUCUGAAGCUAGUUUCGCUUCUCCUGCUCCGUCUAAUUCUGUGACAAGUAAUCGUGCUUCUGGAAAGAAAGAAGAAGCAAAGGUUUCUUCACAAAAACAUAGGGUAUCAGAUAGUUGUAAAGGAGCUAGAUAUCAAAACAAUGAAGGAAAUAAAAGUGGUAAAACCGCUAUACACAGAAAUGAUAUGACAAGGAAAGGAGUGAAGAAGGUUGGUUUGAGAAGCAGUUCUAAAAGUGGAAAUCUUGCUGUACGUGUUGCCUCUUGAAGAAGUUGCCUCUUUAAUUUCCAAUUUGAGGUAGUUAAAAUCUCUUUCAAGUUCCAGCAUAAAAUGCAGCGGAAUGAUUACCACCAUACAUAUAUUAAUUAAGGCAUAUUGCACAUUGAGAUAGUAGCAUUUCUUGUAUGUUAUUCACAAUAUUCAUUUGAUGGUAUAGCUGAAGCAAAUUAUGGUACAACUUGAUCCAAGUUACAACGAUGUUUGCUAGUAUUUAUGUAUGCAGCAAAUAUAGCCAGCCAGUUACGUAGUAACGG
Molecule: messenger RNA, 2437 nt
Organism: Abrus precatorius (Indian licorice)
Lineage: Eukaryota; Viridiplantae; Streptophyta; Magnoliopsida; Fabales; Fabaceae
Product: protein WVD2-like 7
Exons: 10
Coding region: 300-2171 (623 amino acids)
Source: RefSeq, a predicted model, not a curated record